GCUAGCCCUUCCUCCCUCCCGGAGUCCCUGUGUCGUGCCUCUCCUGGUAGCACCUUACUGCUGGGUAUGAAGAGGUUGUCUGUGCAGCUGGUGGACUGCAGGAAAACAACGGGGCUGAGUGGAACUGUGAGAGGAGGAGAAGAGAUGAAAGGAUCAGAUUUGACGCACCAAAGAGAAAGACCAGACUCAGAGGAACCAGAGCCAGGGAAGUCCAAACAAGCAAGACGACACCAGUGCUCCCAGUGUGAAAAGAGUUUUAAACAGAAAGCACAACUGAAACAACAUGAGAGGAUACACACAGGGGAGAAGCCUUACCACUGCUCCCAGUGUGGAAAGGGUUUCAACCAGUCAGGGGCGCUGAAACAGCACGAGAGAAUACACACAGGAGAGAAGCCUUACCACUGCUCCCAGUGUGGAAAGUGUUUCAACCGGAAAGCAUUCCUGAACCAACACGAGAGAAUACACACAGGAGAGAAGCCUUACCACUGCUUCCAAUGUGGAAGGUGUUUCAACCAGUCGGGGGCGCUGAAACAACAUGAGAGAAUACACACAGGAGAGAAGCCUUACCACUGCUCCCAAUGUGGAAAGUGUUUCAACCAUUCGGGGAUGCUGAAACAACAUGAGAGAAUACACACAGGAGAGAAGCCUUACCACUGCUCCCAAUGUGGAAAGUGUUUCAACCAUUCGGGGAUGCUGAAAGACCAUGAGAGAAUACACACAGGAGAGAAGCCUUACCACUGCUCCCAGUGUGGGAAGUGUUUCAACCAUUCAGGGACGCUGAAACAGCAUGAAAGAAUACACACAGGAGAGAAGCCUUACCACUGCUCCCAAUGUGGGAAGUGUUUCCUCCGUUCGGGGGAGCUGAAACGGCAUGAGAGAAUACACACAGGAGAGAAGCCUUACCACUGCUCCCAAUGUGGGAAGUGUUUCAACCAUUCGGGGAUGCUGAAACAACAUGAGAGAAUACACACAGGAGAGAAGCCUUACCACUGCUCCCAAUGUGGAAAGUGUUCCAACCAUUCGGGGAUGCUGAAAGACCAUGAGAGAAUACACACAGGAGAGAAGCCUUACCACUGCUCCCAGUGUGGGAAGUGUUUCAACCAUUCAGGGACGCUGAAACAGCAUGAAAGAAUACACACGGGAGAGAAGCCUUACCACUGCUCCCAAUGUGGAAAGUGUUUCAACCAUUCGGGGAUGCUGAAACAACAUGAGAGAAUACACACAGGAGAGAAGCCUUACCACUGCUCCCAGUGUGGAAAGUGUUUCAACCGGAGAGGAAACCUGAAACAACAUGAGAGAAUACACACAGGAGAGAAGCCUUAACACUGCUCCCAGGGUGCAAACCAUUUGCCCAUCACAGUGCUCCCUUUGUCUUUUAUUGUUGACUGACAAUGUGUUUACCUGUCUUUACCAUAUGCAAUUAAAUGGUACAGGGUCUACUCAAACAUAUAUUUGUUUGUUUUUAUUAGGUUCCUUCUUUUAAACUGUCCUUUUUUUAAACUCUAUGUGUGUUUAUCUGGGUGUGUCAUUCCUCCAGCACUACAGAUAAUCAAGUGAUAUUUGGAUGUGAUGCAUUAGUUCCAUUGUUGACAUUUGCAUUGUUGGCCCACUGAUGAUUUAAUGAAAUGAAAAUGUUCAGACUCUGUAAUGGAAAAUGUUAAUUGUUUGUGUGUCCACAUAACUGAGUAUGUGACUAACCUUGUGAAACUGUCCUAUUAUAAGCUCCUGUUCUUGGGAGUAUCAUCCUGUGUUGCAAACCAAUUUACACCUGUGUCCUUGUAUGAAUAAAGUCCCUCCCAGGAACAGGAAACUAUAAAGAUAUGUGCUAGUCACUCAAUACUUCAGGAAAUCAGACUGUCUACACUGCGCUGUGUAACUCUGUUAUUCUCUCUGAGCUCAGAAAUAAAGAAUCUUGGUUUGA
Messenger RNA from Oncorhynchus kisutch (coho salmon), 1921 nucleotides. RefSeq names its product zinc finger protein 135-like. NCBI's taxonomy places the organism in Eukaryota, Metazoa, Chordata, Actinopteri, Salmoniformes, Salmonidae. Gene Ontology annotation, molecular function: DNA-binding transcription factor activity, RNA polymerase II-specific; RNA polymerase II cis-regulatory region sequence-specific DNA binding. Gene Ontology annotation, cellular component: PcG protein complex; transcription regulator complex; chromatin. Bases 67 to 1323 code for a protein of 418 amino acids. The record is from RefSeq and is a predicted model, not a curated record. Gene Ontology annotation, biological process: regulation of transcription by RNA polymerase II. The transcript is spliced from 2 exons.